GGACAGCAGCUGCGAGCAGUCAGGAAACGAGCCGGAGCAGCCGGAUAGCCCGGAUAGAUCGAUCAAUAGUCGGUCAGGGAGUAGAGGCGCAACGGCUUGAGACUAACUAGCUCACAGACACUGCGUACAGAGGGGUCUAAUAUACAAGGAACGCCGGCGGUGCAACUAAAGAAGAGGAGAAAGGGAUGGGCGAGAAAGGGAGUGGAGGUGGAGGGUGAGAUGGGAGGGAGGGCGGAAAAUCGGUAGGGCGCGGAUGGAGGAAAGCGCCUCGUGAAAAUCAAGCAUAUGCCGGAUCGAGGGGAGGAUUUGCUAUUCAUGGUAUAGUCGCAAGAACGAACGCCUUGACGAUGGAGCCAGGGCGAAAAAACUCUCCGCUUGGGCCAAACUUGCUUGAUUUCUCGAGUCAUCAUUUCACAUCCAACAAGGACCGGCCCUGGCACCGUCCAAUCAGUGGCCAUAAACAGAGUCGGCUCAACCGGCAACUCCCGCAGCUUCAAGGAUGGUUGCAAGAGUUCCCACAACUACCCAGAGAGGUAGUCAUCCUGAAUGCGCAGUUGAGAGCUUGGGUCUCAGUUGACAGGGGGCAGUGCUUGCAGUCCCUGAUUGUGGCCCUCGUGGCAUGGCCGUUGUUACCGUGGGGAGCCGAACAUCCAGGUACAAGCUUGGGCAUUGGGAGGUUGCAACCGAUUCAGUCCAGCAUAACAUUUCUAAGGAAAGUGGAUCAUCGCAGCCAAACGAACAAAAAUUCGGGUGGCUUGGCUCUUCAGCCUUGCCUCGCUUGACAUCCCUGCCAUCAGCACGGCCGAAUCACCUGAUCGCCUCGCGUGCCUGAG
Molecule: messenger RNA, 833 nt
Organism: Aspergillus versicolor CBS 583.65
Lineage: Eukaryota; Fungi; Ascomycota; Eurotiomycetes; Eurotiales; Aspergillaceae
Exons: 1
Coding region: 348-782 (144 amino acids)
Source: RefSeq, a predicted model, not a curated record